Vespa velutina is the source of this 3886-nucleotide messenger RNA. Its product is annotated as myosin-10-like. The transcript has 9 exons. The record is from RefSeq and is a predicted model, not a curated record. NCBI's taxonomy places the organism in Eukaryota, Metazoa, Arthropoda, Insecta, Hymenoptera, Vespidae. The coding region runs from base 187 to 3150 and encodes 987 amino acids.
CGAGCGACGUGUCGAAUUAAAUCACUCUGCGCCAUUGUAACGUCAUUACUAAAUUUCUAAAUCGAAAGGGGACAUAAGUGUGCAACGAACUACUUCGAGUAUGUCGAGUGUGAGUUCGGCACGCGUGCAACCACCGACGAAAGUGCAGAAGAGUAACGAGCCAUUGGCAACCGAAGAACAGGCAUAAUGGCAAUGGCUGUCGAGAAAAAUUUAACAUCCACGGUAGAAAAUAAAAAUAAAAGUUCACCUAUCCAGCAGGAAAAUUUCUCCAGUGAAAAGCAACAACAGCAAAAUGCUUUAGGAGACUCUACUACAGAAACACCAACUAAUUCAACUCGUCGUUUGACUAUGAAAGUAACGAAUAAAAAGCCACUCAGUUCGAUAUCAAUGAUGAAGCAGGCACGCGAUCUUGAAAAUCAAUACUAUGUAAAAAAGAAGCGUUUUGUGUUGCUGAAGAGACAACUCGUGCAAAAACAAAAAACCACACAAGAUUUAUACGAAGAUAUAUCUCAAUUGCGUGACAAGAUGAUACUCAAUGGUGUAAAGGAUCCUGGGAGAUUGGAAGAACUUAAGAUCAUAGAAAUCGACUCGUCAAAAAUUCCUAUAAUCGAGCCAAAGGUUCAACAAGUUGUUUCUAAUGAGCAACAAACAAAGAUUAACAAAACGAAUAAUCUUAGCAUCAACAUCAAUAAUAAUUCUAACAUGGACAACGAAUUCAUAAUAACUUUGAACAAUAAACUGAAAGAAAUAUCGAAGAGGUAUCAAGAUCUAUGCGAAGAAGCACUAAGAAAGCAUACAUUUAUGAUCGUAUCCUUGGAGAAGAAUUUAGAAGAAGAUCUUGACGAGUCCAAGAAUUCAGAAGUUUUAAUGCAUUUAGAAUCUUAUCGAGGUGACAAUACAUCUUUAAAGACACGUUUGGAAGAAAUGAAAUCUGCGCAAUUGGAAGCUAUUAAGGAACUCGUAAAGGAUACUUGCGAUCUUUACGACGAAUACGAUAAUUCUCGUAUGCGUAUAAAGGAACUUAAUAAUAUGUUGGAUGAACAAAAAGAUAUCCGUGAACAAUUGGCCGUACUUUCGAAUGAACUUCAGAGUGAACGAGAGAAGCACAAUGUGACGAAGGAACGUCGUUUACAGAACGAGGGCCAAUUGCAAAGGGCUCGUACGAAGAUCCGUGAUCUGGAGAACAAAAUAGCCUGCGACGAGACGAAGAUACAACAGCUGCAGACCCAGAACAAGUCUCUCGAGAAUCAACUGAAAGUAAAGGAACAGGCGAUGGAGCAACGUUUGAAGGAUAUGCAGAAAACGAUAAGGAACAGCGAGAACCUCGUUACGAAAAUGGAAAAACAGCGGGACAGCUUCGAAGCACGGCUGAUGGAACUGAAGGAAACGAUGAACAGUAAGGAAACCACUGCGGAGAAUAUCACGAAAAACAUGAACGACCAGAUGGAUGCCAUGAUUGUCGAAAUGGAUCUGGAGAAGAAAAAGAGGGAGGCUGCAGAGAACGAGUUGUCCAUGAUGCAGGAACGCUACAAGGAAUUAGAAGCAACGAGUCAAGAAAUGUGUAAACUUUUGGAACAGAGUAAAAAUUUUGCAAUAACAGGUACGUUAUUCUUAAUAUUUUAUUUUUUUUUUUUUUUUUUUUUUUUAAUUAUAUUAUUUCGUAAAAAAACUUCUCUUACGCAAGAUGGCAGUCAUACGGAAAACGAGAUUCGUCUGUUCAACGACCUAAAACUAGCACGAGAAGAACUCGAAAAACAGAAAGGAACGAUACUGAAGCUACAACAGGAGAAGGAAGAAAUCACUGCAGUGAUGCAUCAGGCGGCUAAUAAUUCGGAGGAUGAAUCUAAGGAUAAACUAGCUGCAGAACUUAUGAUCAAAUCUAAGGAAAUUCGUGAUAUCACUAUGAAGCGUAAUCACUUGCAACAAAUAACAGAAAAUCUCCAAAAACGAAAUAAGUUAUUGGAGGGACAAAUGCAGGACAUCCAAAAUCGUUUACAAGUUCAAAUAAAAGAGGGUGGGAAAGCUGCGGUUGGUGCUUACGUUAUUGAACUUCAGCAACAGAUAUCCGAUCUUCGUAAUAGUUUAACGGAGACAACAGCACAUACUGCGGAGUUAGAAACAGCUCUUACACAAAAGCAACUUGAGCUUGAACAACGUGAUCGUAUAAUGCGCGAACAAAGUAAAUUCCUUAAAGUUCGAGACGAGUUAUUGAGUCUUUUGAAAGGAAAAGAUGGGCAUGCGGAUAGAGAUAUUUCGAACGAUGACGAGGAACAUCAUAAAGACAUAGACGAAAUCAACAAACAAAUCGUUGCGAAGACAGAGGCUAUACAAGAAUUGUACGCGACUUUGGAGAACAAACAGAUGCAAGUAUUGCGCUUGGAGAAAAUCGUGAAACAAAUGGAGGAUCAUCAGGAUCAUGCUCAGGCUCAACGCACACGUUUGGAGAAUCGUAUCGCUCAGCUGGAACUGGCUCUACAGGAGAAAAACAAGGAUCAGCGGUAUGUUAGGGAACGUUCUUCGUUGUCGAUGUCGAAGUCCAACGCGACCAAAAACGAUCAUGAUCAAAGAUCCUUUUCAAAAUUAUCCCACAAUUACAAAGGAGCGUUGUUGCGCCCUAUGAUGCCACCUACUUUACAACGCUCUUUGACUUUGCACUCUUCGCCAAGGUCACUGUCAAUAGUGCGACAAGAUCAUCAUAACAGCUGUAGUUCCAAUUUGAUUCGUAAUCAGGAAACUAAAUCAAAAUUCUUCCCUUUUUCAAAAUCAGAUUCAAAAACUCGUGAACUUUUUGUUUCUAACGAGGAUAAAACUUACAUCUGCAAACGUUGUCGGCACGAGGAACAACAAUUUAAAGAACCUAUAUUCUGGCUCGCGAACAGAAAGAAUCCUAAUAAUGAAAUAAGUGAAUCUUUGUAUACUUGGCUUCUAGAUUCGACAGAACUUGAGAUCGUCAAUAAUUUACCUGAGAGAUUUAAUAGUUCCUCCUCGUAUAGUAGUUCACUAUCUUCACUCGAAGAAAAAUUGCAAUUUUCUAAUAUCGCGCAUUCUCACAUUAAACAUAAUACAAAUGAAAACGUAGACUUUACUAAUGUUAGAACAAAUCGCGAUCGUAAUCAUCGCUCUCGUCGUUCUUCUUCAAAAACAAAAUAAACUUCUUUCUCGCGUCAAAUACAGUUCGUACGUUGAUGUCUAAGAACACAUGAUCCAUUCGUUAAUGCAACAAUCGCUCUUUUGUCCAAGUCUAAAUGUUUAUUUAUUCUUUAUAAAAAUAUAUUUUCUCGUCAUUUUCUGUAAUUAAUGAUAAGUCUUCCGUUCUAUAUUAAAAUAUACUUUAUUGAAAUUAAUUUCUUGUACCAUUGCAAAAUUAAGACAUAUUACAAAAUAUAUUUAAUAUAUUAUCAGGGUGGUCUGUUUUGAUAGGCUACGUACUCCUUCUAUGUGAACUGACCGAAACCAUCACUGGCGUUAAGACAGAUUUGUUCCUUACAAAGUGCCUAGCCUUUGAAACAGACCAACUAUUAAUUUUACUUACCUGAUUUAUUAUGUUUUUGUGUUUUAGGAGUAGAGGGUUUGGCAUCCUGUAAGAAACAUUCUUGUCACCGCCAUUACUUGCUCUCUGUAGAAUUAAAAUUUUGUAAGAAUUAAAAAUACAUAUAUCAUUUGAUAUCAUUUAAGAAAUUGUAUGCAACUGUACUGAAUUUUUUUUCUGUUAAUUGAUAUGAUAGCAUAGAUAUUUUAUCUAUAAAAUACAAAUGCUAUCAUAAAAUAUAUAAUCAAUAAUGAAGUAAUUCACAUUUCUAAAAUUUAUUUAAAUUAAUUCCCUAUGAGAAUUUUAUUGUAUCACUAGAAAUUACAUUAGAUAAAAUUCUUAACUUUUGAAUCAUUU